Messenger RNA from Pogona vitticeps (central bearded dragon), 2592 nucleotides. Lineage: Eukaryota; Metazoa; Chordata; Lepidosauria; Squamata; Agamidae. The record is from RefSeq and is a predicted model, not a curated record.
AUAUUGAUGAGUGUGCAACAGGCACCCACAGCUGUAGUUCAGAUCAAAUAUGUGUCAAUUUAAGAGGAUCGUUCACCUGCCAAUGCCCAGCUGGCUAUCAGAAGCGGGGAGAUCAGUGCGUUGACGUAGAUGAAUGUCUGCUGCCUCCAUUUUGCCACCAUCGGUGUGUGAACACUCCCGGUUCCUACUACUGCCAAUGCAAUGCUGGUUUUCAGUUAGCCGCUGACAACCACACCUGCGUAGAUAUAAAUGAAUGCGAGACCAGCAACCCAUGCGCACAACUGUGUUACAAUGUGGUCGGUUCCUUCCUCUGCCAGUGCAAUCAAGGCUUCGAGUUAAGCCCCGACCGAAUCAACUGUGACGAUAUUGACGAAUGCAGAGCCUCCAGCUUUAUGUGCCAGUACGAAUGUGUCAAUGAACCAGGCCGGUUCUCCUGCAUGUGUCCGGAUGGCUACCAGUUAGUCAGAGGAAGGAAUUGUCAAGACAUAAAUGAAUGUGAAGUGGGCAACGAAUGCCGGGAUGAUGAAAUUUGCUCAAAUUAUCAUGGCGGCUAUCGUUGUUAUCCGAGGAACCCGUGCCAAGAACCUUACGUGCUUGCCUCUGAAAAUCGCUGCAUUUGCUCCGUGUCCAACCCCCUUUGCCGAGACCUGCCCUACUCCAUUGUGCACAAAUACAUGAGCAUCCGCUCGGAAAGGAACGUUCCCUCUGAUAUUUUCCAAAUCCAGGCCACCACCAUUUACCCCAAUACAAUCAACACGUUCCGGAUCAAAUCUGGAAAUGAGAACGGAGACUACUUUCUCAGACAAACAAGUCCAGUGAGCGCCAUGCUUGUAUUGGUAAAGCCGCUAAAAGGACCACGAGAACAUAUCAUUGACCUCGAGCUGCUGACCGUCAACAAUAUGAACUAUCGGUCAAGCUCAGUGCUCAGGUUAACACUGAUUGUAGGACCUCAUCCAUUUUAGUUGCCGCCGUUAAGUAACCUGCACGCCUCCAGAGCAACCAAAGAAAUUUCCUCUUAAAUGAAGCACUUAUGGUUUUAUUUAUAGAUUUUAUGUGGUGUGUUGUUUCUAAAGGAAAAAAAAACAUCAUUAAGGAAAUCAGUAGUUGUAACCACACUGUUAACGCUUUUAAUGUCAAUGUAGUAUAUGUGUUUCACAGUAUAACCUGGGCAUUGCCACUUUCUGUAUAAAGAUGGCAUUUCUUCCUUUUUCUUUUGAUACUUGGAUCAAUUGUCCAUUGGCAGCACAUGACGCACUCUUCUUCUGCUAAAUGUGUGGAGCAAGGUCAGUGAGAUCACGCACUCUGGCCCCAGUUAAGAGCAUGGGUAAUCAGCAGAACAGAGUGCGAACAGAGUGCCAUGCAUGUACAUGCAAAGGCUAACUGCACCCCGAUCAGAGUCCUUGAAUACGUGGGAUUUCCAGUCUUGUGGAACAUAGCAAUUCUAAGAAGAGCCCUGAUGGGUUUUAAAACCAACCUUUGGAGAGGGAAGGGACUCCAAAAGUCUACCCCAGUGCCAGUACAGGAAUGCAUAGCUAAAACAUCCUGACAGGUAGCCCUCCAAGAUCUAAUGAGAUAGGUCCACCACUUUUCAAAGCAGUACGAUCCACUGUCAAAAUCUCCUUUCUUGUAAAUUCGGAUCCCUUGUUUCAGGUCCUGCUCUUGGGAGUAACAAAACAAGUUGGCUCUGUCUUCCAUGUAACAAGCCUUCCGCUUCUCCAGGUUAAGCAUACCCAGAAAACCUCAAGCAUUCCUCACAGGGCUUGGUUUCCAGACUUUUGCCAGCUUUGUUGACCUCAUCUGGACAAGUGCCAGAUGGUUGAUCUUCUUCCUAAACUAUGGUGCCCAGAGAUGAACAUGGCACCCCAGUUGAGAUUUCACUGAGGCUGAAUAGAUACCCUUACUUGCUUUGAUCUGGACGCUGGCUUUCUGUUGAACGCAUCCUACUGUUGCCUAGAACAAGAUUAGAGGCCUCUUUCACCCAGCGUUCUGCUCCCACAGUUGCAAGCUCGAUAUCCCCUGGGAGGUCCACGGGUAAGACAUGAGUGCCAUAACACUCUCCCACUCAUGUUGCCCAGCAGUUGAUAGUUAAGAGUCUAUAGGCAUGAGGACUACUAACCAUUAAUUUAGCUUUCACAAAAUUGCCUUCAAGAAUCUACACCAGCUUCCUCCUGCCCGUCUCCCUCUCGUUUGUUGGACUAGAACUCCCUUCCUUCCUGAAAGUAAUGGGAGUUAUAACGCAACACAUCUAGAGUGCACCAGGAUGAGCUAUGAGGCUCUGUUCACAUUCUUCUACAGAUCAAGAUUGGUCACAGGCCAUAGAGUACCUCUUAGUCACUUCCCACCCAACCAGACUCUUCUAUGUAUUCAAUGACGGUAGUUUGAAGAUGGGAAUAUGGCUCAUGUUAUUUCAUGAAGUGUGGGCCUCUUCCUAGAGUACCUGAAAAGCCUCUUCCAUUUUCCUUCCCCAAAAUAGUUUCAAGACCAAAUACUUUAACAUUGGAGCAAUCCCACAUGAGUGUGCAUACGUGUGUGCACGUUUUAAUAGAAUACCACUUUUAUCCGAUUAUUUGGGGGUGGUGUGGGGGACAAGUU